Eublepharis macularius is the source of this 4582-nucleotide messenger RNA. RefSeq lists its product as uncharacterized. Gene Ontology annotation, molecular function: protein binding; GTP binding. The transcript has 4 exons. Bases 178 to 3915 code for a protein of 1245 amino acids. The record is from RefSeq and is a predicted model, not a curated record. Lineage: Eukaryota; Metazoa; Chordata; Lepidosauria; Squamata; Eublepharidae.
GUCUGGCUUCCCUUCCGCGCACUGGCCGCCUGCCCGCCCGCCGGCCGCCUUUAUAGCCGUCGAGGCGCUUUCGCUUUCGGGGCGCCGCCUUUCCCCGAAGGCCGGGCGCCUCUCGGAAAAGAGCGGCCCCGCGUUCCGCCCGCUAUAAAGGCCGGGCCGCCGCAGCCCGCGCCGGAGAUGGACCGCCGGAGCCGCCCGACGCGCGGCGCCCAUGCCAGGAAGGCCGUCGCAGGUACAGCAAGAAGGAUAAUUGAAGAAGACGGUCCGAAAGGCAAGAUCCAGAAGAGGGUUCCUUGUCGCUGCAACCAAACCAUGUCUGGCCCAGGCGCCAUCCUGGAGAUGCCGGCCCUGGGCCGCCCAUUUCGGCUGGGAUUGCUGUACGACUGCUUCAGGGACGUCCUACUCACAGACUGUUCGUUACUUGAUCCAGAAACCAUUCAGAAGAGCACAGAGAAAAUAAUACACACCAGCUGUACAAUGCAAAAAGUUUCUUCUGGCACCAUUGGAGAGAAAGCGGCUGCUCUGGAUAUUAAGCCCUCGCUAAUGACCAGCCUCCUCUGCGGUUUGCCUGAAGUGAACGGAGCUGCAAAAUACCUCCUCAGCACCGAGAGAUCCAGAUGCCAGGACAAAGUCACCUACCAGUGCCUGGCUACAGAAAGGAUCGAGCACCUGUCUCUGGACGGCUGGAGAACUGAAGAUGUCGUUUUCCCCACCAUCCCUAACCAGUACAAGCCUUCUCACGUGGUCACUGCUGUGUGGUACGGGGAACAGAGUUUCCUGGAUUAUGACAAAGAAGUUUCUACACUUGAAAAUGUAGAAAAGGAUCUGCGAAACCUGCUUCUAACAGAAGGUAAAACAGAUCUCCAAAUGGAUGAGGUAGGAGAACCACAAAGUAAAACACACAACUCUACAUUUUAUGGUGAUUCCUCUCUAGAGAACCAUCCAGUUACUUUCCAAGAUGCCAGAAAAAUUCAGGGCAGCCGCCCCAAACUUUUGGGCUGGAGCAAAGAGAAGUCUGUACCAGUGAAGGCUGGUCUGUUCCCACUAGAGAACCUGAGGCUCGGAGACCCUUGGGUGCCGUACCUCAGACCUUUCCAUGAGAUUAGUGAAGCUCUGAAUUCUAGCAUUAAGCACGCCAUGGAGAGUCUCACAGAAGUAGAAACAGCAUGUGAGGACUUUUUGAAAGACCCCACAGUGAAAGCCUUCCCUGAAAUUAGGAAGAAAAUCCAGCAGUUCCAGGGGCUGUGCUGCCAAUACAAGCAGGCUUUCCAGAAAAAGCUGGCAGAAGUCGUACCUCUUGUUCGUGAGGGUCAUGGAGAGGAAAGAGACCUGGAGGAGGUUUUAGAAUGCAUAAGGAAAUCCCCCUUUGACACAAAAGGACUCCGUGAGUUUUUAGAUACAAAGCAGCAAGAGGUUACUUUUUUGAAUUCUGUCCUUUCUGUCCUAAAGGAUGUAGAAAUUGUUUGCCCUGAGAAGAAACUGGAAGAAAAGAUCUUUAAUACUAGAACUGAGUUUGUGGUUGCCUUCCUAUUCACGUCAUUACACCAAGAGGAGCCGUACUUAUCCAAGCUAGAAGACUACAUUUCUCACUCCCUGCAACUGGAAGACUCUAGCUGGGAGAGUCUGAGCUGUCCAUCAUGGCUUGAGGAUAAAGCUCUCGUCACGAGGGCAAAGGAAGCUGCCAAGUCCUUCUCAGCUUUUCUCCACGCCAAUCCGUCUAGCAAGACGACCCAAUUUGUGGUGGCCUCCAUCCCAGACGACAGCGAUCCAGGGGCUUUCAUUCACCUGUAUGAAAAUGGAGGCCUGAGUGGAACAAAAUUUGAGCCUCCCUCCAAACCCCUUCCUGUACGGAUUGGUGCAGUCUCCCCAGAUAGUGUGCAGCUGAGACUCACCCCGGGAAAGAGUGGGGCGGAUGCCAUCUGCUGCUUUCAGGUGGAGCACAGGGUGGUGGGGCAAGAAAACUGGGUGGUGGAGGUUACCAAUGGAAGAGAAGAAGUGGCCACAGUCCGAGGGCUGAGCCCAGACACCGAGUACGAAUUCCGCUACGCAGCCAUGAGCAAACCAGGGCGCAGUGAAAACAGUGACAUUAGCAGCUCUGUGAAGACCCUUCCACGCAGCCCAGCCACUGCACCCCAAGAAGGUGAUGAAGGAUCUCCCAUCCUUGUCAAGGAAAACAUCAGGGCAGAUGAGAGGAAUAUAUGCUGCACAGAGGAAGCAAAAAUUAUCAAGGGGGAAGGGGGUAUAAACUGGAACCAGCAGGGCACAGGGCGGGAAACAGAGACUGCGGAGGGCCUUCAGACCUUCGCGUCUAAUUCAGCUCCUGGCCCCAGGUCCAAAGGAGAGCCCAAAAGCAUUGCCAGCUCCCUCCUCAGAACGAGCCACAGAGUGCGGAGUGGGCACCCGUCCGUCUAUGCCCUUGCAUUACAGAAGUCCGUUUGUAAAGCCGCGUCAACUUACCUCAAGUACAGCCUUGGAAAGGAAGGCUCUCGGCUGCAUCACAAAGUGAUAAUGUUGCUGGGAGAAACCGGAGCGGGGAAAAGCACGCUCAUCGAGGGGAUGAUGAACUACAUCCUGGGCGUCCGGUGGGAAGAUGACUUCCGGUUCAAAGCUGCCCAGGACAUGCCAAAGAGGAGCCAGGCUGUGAGCCAGACAGAGACCCUGACCGCCUACGAAAUCAAUCUGAGCCAGGGGCUGCGAGUCCCCUUCUCCCUGACUUUAAUCGACACCCCAGGGUUUGGGGACACAAGAGGCAUCAGCUAUGACAAAAUGCUACUGGAGCAGAUCCGGGAGUUUUUCUUGGUCCAGGAGGGUUUUGAUCACAUCGAUGCAGUCUGUGUGGUAGUCCAGGCCUCCCAGCCGCGUUUGACACAACCCCAGAAAUACAUCUUCGAUUCUUUGCUCUCGAUUUUCGGGAAGGACAUCCAAGAGAAUAUUCAGGUUCUGAUCACCUUUGCAGAUGGGCGGAAGCCGCCCGUGCUAGAGGCCAUAAAAGCAGGCAAUGUGCCAUGCGCGACAGAUGCGAAGGGUGUCCCUGUUCACGUCUCAUUCAAUAACUCUGCUCUCUUUUCUAGUAAUGUUCAAGCGGAGGGAGACAGCUAUCUUUUUAAUCAGAUGUUUUGGCAGAUGGGAGUCAAUAGCCUGGAUGUGUUUUUCAGGUCCUUAGUCAGUUUGGAACCUCGAAGUUUAACCAUGACAGCCCAUGUUCUCGAUGAGCGGAAGGCGCUGGAGGCCGUCGUUCAAGGCAUGAAACCCCAAAUCAAAAUGGCCCUCCUGAAAGUGGAGGAACUGAGAAAGACCCAAAGAGCCUUGCUGAGACACCAGGGGGAUGUGGAAGCCAACCGAAAUUUUGAGUAUGAGUUGGAAAAAACGAUGCCAUUCAAGAUAGAUAUCUCUAGUAUGGGCUACUCCAUAACCAAUUGCCAGCACUGCCACAUCACAUGCCACUACCCGUGUCAUAUCCAAGAGAGCCGUGACAAAUGGAAAUGUGCUGUCAUGGACAAACGCCUUGGCCGCUGCAGAGUUUGCCCUGGCAAAUGCCCAUGGGAAGUCCACUGCACUCAAAGCUACAAGUGGGAAUACUGUGUCGUAAAAGAAAAGCAGACCUACGCACACCUGAAGGAGAAAUACGAGAAGUCUUGUGGAAAGCUAAUGACAGAGGCCAAUGCAUGUCAGUGGCUUUCCCAGGAAUGCCGAAAAGCAGAACACGACUUGGUGCAACUCAUUAAGAAGUUGUCUCACCACCUCCAGUGCCUGCAGAAAAUUGCCUUAAGGCCCAAUCCUAUGACCACUUCAGAAUACCUUGACCUGAUGAUCAGUUCAGAAGAAGAAGAACUAGAAGCCGGGUAUGACGAACGAAUAAACUUGCUCAGGCAUCUGAAAAAGCAAUUUUCUGAACUUCCAACUCAAGCAUACUAAAGAUGUUGGUCUGUGGGAUAAUGCUUUGGGCCAACUGUUCAUAGAUGCCAGGUAGCCCUUCUUUCAUCUUGGCCUCCUGCUUUCCAGGUAAGAAACUCAGGUGUGCAGAAGAACGGGGCCAAAGCCAUUGCCCUGGAAACAUAGUAUUUGCUUCGUAAUAUUUGCAGUUUUCCAUCUUUGUCUAGGAACAGACUUUCUAAAGAAUACUAGGUUAGCUCAUCAAUUUGAUAGCCAGUUUGACAGGCACUAACAAAGCCUCCACAUACUUAGCAGACUGACAGGCCAUUGGAGCGUGCUUUUUCCUCUCUGUAUUAUCUUCUUCACUUCCUUCUAGGUAUAAAAAAUAGACCCAUUUGAUUACAAUUUUCAGCAGAUAAGCCCUGCAACAGUUUUUAAGGUGUUUCUAAGGCGAUUGGGUGGCUUGGUUUGGCUGCCGUAUUAUAUGAUAAGAUUGAUGGCAGGACAUUGUUUUAUACCUUUCAGAAACAUUUUAAUGACAUAGCAGUCAUCUCAUUUUGGAAAAAACUCUCAAAUAAUGAACAAACUAAAACAUUGAUGGGAUGUUAACUAAAGAGCUGCACUGUCUCUGGAAGUCAACGUGGUUUUUAUUUAUGUGAUAGAUGAUGCUGGCCCAGGGGGGGGCGGGGGGGGGCGUGUGCAACCUUGA